Molecule: messenger RNA, 936 nt
Organism: Aspergillus welwitschiae
Lineage: Eukaryota; Fungi; Ascomycota; Eurotiomycetes; Eurotiales; Aspergillaceae
Exons: 1
Coding region: 1-849 (282 amino acids)
Source: RefSeq, a predicted model, not a curated record
AUGCAUCAGCGAACGUAUACAUACGUCCUCGCACCUAGAUGGGACUUUCGUCCAGAUGGCCCCAUUGCCCUCGGAAACAUCAUCGUCGAUCCAUUCAGACCACACCGGGUCCUGACAAGACCUGACCCAGACAUCCCGACUGCUCCCAUCGAAACGGUAGUCGAAACCGACUGGUCGCUACAUCACCAAAGAGAGAAUGGCGUCAAGUCAAGCAUCUGGACCCACUUCCUCAACGCCAUGGGCGUCGAUCUCGGUUUUGAGGGUAGCAGGUCACUUGAUGCUGACUACACUGUCGACUCCCUGACAACCAGCUACUUCAGGGACGAGCCCUCCCACGAAGAGAUCAUUCGACGGACCCAAGACGGCAAGAUCCGAGAUCUGAUGCGUCUGGAUAGUGUAUUUUCCAAGCCCGUCUAUAUGAUCACGGGCGUCAAGAUUGCGAAGGGAUUUCGUGUAUCUGAAAGCCAUUCCAGCUCCAAGGAAGCAAAUGCCGGGGGUAAAGCCGGUACAUCGGGAACGGUUAUUGGCGAUGUCAGUGUUGGCACGGACAAUAAGAUCUAUUCGAAGGAAUCAAACAAUCAUCAGGGGAAGAGCGAAAAUGAUAUUGUGUUCGCCUUCCAGCUUAUGAAGAUCGUGCCGAAGGGGUGGAAAAACAAGUCCUUCGAUGUGCAGGACUUCUACCCUAAGGCUGCUCUGCUGCUGGGCGAUGAAGAAGAAGUUGAGAACGAGCUCGAUGUGUCUUAUGCCACAGCGGCGGAUUUCGCCGAGUCUGACCUGGAUAUUCAGUUCAAUAUGACUGAGCUACAUGAUAGCCAGGGUACGUUCAAGUGUGUUACUGCCAAGGCGUGAGUUGAGUGAAUGGCUCAUGUAUAUUUUGUUCUAAUGGCGUUUCCUCUCUGCUGUAAUUAAUAUGUGCUUCUCAUUCUUGGUUUCUGU